Messenger RNA from Paramecium pentaurelia, 872 nucleotides. The record is from the annotation of a GenBank genome assembly. NCBI's taxonomy places the organism in Eukaryota, Ciliophora, Oligohymenophorea, Peniculida, Parameciidae.
AUGUAAAAAAUUAAAAAGGUAUACACUUUCUUAAUCUUAGAGUAAAUAUCGUUUAAAAGAUGUGAUUGAAGGCAAAACAAGUAAUGAUGAAAAAUCUGCUUAAAAAUUUGUUUAACUUUCGCAUAUUAAAAAAAAUGUUUAAGAAUUUAACGAAUUGAAAUCAACACUUCAAGAUCGUAAAGUUACAUUUGCUAAAUUUGCAUUUCGAUAAUAAGAAUUGAUAGACGAUAAGAAACUAGGUCCUGUAUUGAAAGGAAUAUGUACAAGAACAAGAAUAGGAUCUAUGUAAAUAACUGAGUUAAUACCAAAGUUCGAUCUUUAUAAAUUUCUUAAAUAAGCUCAGUAAUUAUAUAAUCUUAAAAAAGUUUAGAACCUUCCAAAAGAGUUCUUAGAAGGUAUGCACAUUGGGAAUGGGAUUAAGAAUAAGAAGAAAAGAAAGAAGUUCCUCCUUCUUAUAAAUUUACUUCAAAAACAGAAUUUGAGUAUAAAAAGAAAUUGGAAACAAAAGAUGCUGAAAAAAAAUUAAGAAAAGAUAUUAUUAAAAAAUGGGCUUCAAGUCUACCAGAUGUUGCUGGAUUAACUGCUUUUGGUAAAUAAUUUACUAUGCAAUCAUCUCCACUUAGAAGUACUAAAACUACAUUAUCUAAAACUCAUACUUAUUUCAAUCCAAAUCCAAGAAGUGAAUCACUUUUAUUUGUUUCUGGUCUUAUUCAUGAAUUAGAUGAAAUUAAAUUAGACAACUUAAAAAUAAGAAAGUAUUAUUAAUAUAAAUAAAAUUUAGAAAAUUAAGAGGUACUCAAAGUUCCUUAUAAAAAAUAAUAGAAAAGUAAUAAUAACAAAAAGUAGCUCAUAUAGAAAUUAAUGGAGAAUGA